AUGUCCUCCAAUGAUGCAACAAUUAAUAACGAGGAGGAAUGGCUCUUGGCAGAGGAGCUUUGCACCUUCUCUUGUCUUCCCAUGGCCAUGAAAGCUGCACUAGACCUUGAUGUACUACGAAUCAUAUCGACUCUAGGUUGUGGCCUUCAAGUUUCCCCUACCCAGAUUGUGGACCAAAUUCCAAAUGUAACAAAUCCUGAUGCAGCACUUACUCUAGAGAGGAUACUGAGAGUCCUUGCAAGUCAUUCAAUUCUCAGCUGCUCUGUAACCACAGGCAAGAAUGGAAAGGCUGAGAGGCUUUAUGGUCUGACUCCUCUUUGCAAAUACCUUGUGCCCAACAAGGAUGGCCGGUCCUUUGCACCACUGGCCCUGAUGAACCAGGACAAAGUGUCUAUGGACACUUGGUUCUAUCUCAAGGAUGCUGUUCUCAAUGGAAGCCAGCCAUUCAUCAGAGCUCAUGGGGUGAAUGCAUUUGAGUACAGUGCCAAGGAUCAGAGAAUCAAUAGGUUAUUUAACAGCGCUAUGGCUGAACAUUCUGCCAUGGUGAUGGAAAGGAUUCUAGAUUCUUAUCAGGGCUUCAAGGAUUUGGAGGAGCUGCUUGAUGUGGGAGGUGGAGUUGGGUCUACUCUCAAUCUUAUAGUUUCCAAGCAUCCCCAUAUCAAGGGAGUGAACUUUGAUAUGCCCCAUGUUGUGAGAGACGCUCCUCAUUAUCCAGGGAUAACACAUGUUUGGGGAGACAUGUUUGAGAGCGUACCGUCCAGUCAAACUAUUUUCAUGAAGUUGAUUUUGCAUGAUUGGAAUGAUGACCAUUGCAUAAGGAUUCUAGAAAAUUGUCAUAAGGCAUUACCAGAGAAAGGGAAGGUGAUUGUAGUGGAUUUAAUCUUGCCAAUGGUUGUGGACACCUCUACGUCUACUAGGAGAGGAUUUCAUGUAGACCUUAUGAUGUUAGCAUACAAUCCAGGGGGAAAAGAGAGGACAAGAGAGGAAUUCAAUGACCUUGCAAAAGCAGCGGGAUUUGUAGGAGGUAUCAAGCCUAUUUGUUGUGUUAAUGGAUUAUGGGUCAUUGAAUUCUAUAAGUGA
Messenger RNA from Cryptomeria japonica (Japanese cedar), 1080 nucleotides. RefSeq names its product caffeic acid 3-O-methyltransferase-like. Bases 1 to 1080 code for a protein of 359 amino acids. Gene Ontology annotation, molecular function: S-adenosylmethionine-dependent methyltransferase activity; O-methyltransferase activity; protein dimerization activity. The transcript has 3 exons. The record is from RefSeq and is a predicted model, not a curated record. Gene Ontology annotation, biological process: methylation. Lineage: Eukaryota; Viridiplantae; Streptophyta; Pinopsida; Cupressales; Cupressaceae.